AUGUCCACCGAAAUCAGCCCUGAAAUGCAUGCAUUCUUGCACGAGCUUCCAAAGUGUGAACACCAUGUGCAUCUGGAAGGUACUCUUGGUCCUGAACUGCUGUUCCCUCUGGCCAAAAGAAACAAUAUCGAGCUACCAAAAGAUUUUCCAACGACCGUUGAGGAGCUGCAGUACAAGUACGACAACUUCAAAGACCUGCAGGACUUCUUGGACUUGUACUAUGUUGGAAUGGGUGUCCUGAUCACUGAGGAGGACUUCUACGAGCUUGCCUGGGCAUACUUCACCAAAGCUCAUGCCGAUGGUUUGCACCAUGCAGAGACCUUUUUCGAUCCCCAAGGCCAUUUGGAGAGAGGUAUUAGCAUGGAGACUGUUGUUAAUGGGUUCAAGAAGGCUUGCGAUCAGGCUGAAAAGGAGCUCGGCAUUACUACCAAAUUAAUCAUGUGUCUGUUGAGACACCUGCCUGCCAAGGAUGGACUUGACACGAUCCAGCUUGCUAAGCCAUACUAUCAAAAAGGGUGGAUCCACGGAUUGGGUCUUGACUCUUCGGAGAAGCCGUUCCCUCCUGAGCUUUUUGAGGAGUGCUAUGCACACAUGGCGGAGCACCAUCCGGAGGUGCUUCUGACUGCCCAUGCUGGAGAGGAAGGCGGUCCCGAGUUCAUUCACAAGUCGCUGGACCUGUUGAACGUGACGCGGAUUGACCACGGAGUGAACUCGAUCAAGGACCCGUUGCUGAUCAAGAAGCUUGCAGAGCAGCAGACGAUGCUGUCGCUGUGUCCGAUGUCGAACCUGAAGCUGCGUGUUGUUGAAGACAUCGGUGAUCUGCCGAUCAGAGAGUGGAUUGCAGCCGGUGUUCCGUUCUCGAUCAACUCGGACGACCCUGCGUAUUUCGGAGGAUACAUUCUGGACAACUACCUGGCCGUCCAGGACAAGUUUGGGUUUGACAUUCCUACGUGGAAGCUGAUUGCGCAGAACGGAGUGAAUGGCUCGUUUGUGGCCAAGGCUCGGAAGGACGAGCUACUCCGGCUGAUCGAUGAGGUCUGUGCCAAACACCAAUGA
This is a messenger RNA of Ogataea philodendri, 1056 nucleotides long. RefSeq lists its product as uncharacterized. The transcript has a single exon. The record is from RefSeq and is a predicted model, not a curated record. Gene Ontology annotation, biological process: adenine catabolic process; purine ribonucleoside monophosphate biosynthetic process; hypoxanthine salvage. Gene Ontology annotation, cellular component: nucleus; cytosol. NCBI's taxonomy places the organism in Eukaryota, Fungi, Ascomycota, Pichiomycetes, Pichiales, Pichiaceae. The coding region runs from base 1 to 1056 and encodes 351 amino acids. Gene Ontology annotation, molecular function: adenine deaminase activity.